Messenger RNA from Rotaria sp. Silwood1, 1305 nucleotides. The record is from the annotation of a GenBank genome assembly. NCBI's taxonomy places the organism in Eukaryota, Metazoa, Rotifera, Eurotatoria, Philodinida, Philodinidae.
AUGACCUUAGCUAAUAAUACAUCAUUAAAGAAAACUUCAUCAUCAUCUGCUAAAAUUCGUUAUGAAGGUAUUCUAUAUACAAUUGAUGCUAAUGAAUCAACUGUAGCACUUUCAAAAGUACGUUCAUUUGGUACUGAAGAUCGUCCAACUGAUCGACCUGUACCUGCUCGAGAUGAAAUCUUCGAAUAUAUUAUUUUUCGUGGUGCUGAUAUUGAAGAUCUUCAAGUACGCGAACCUCCACAAAAUUCAUUGACUCAAGAUCCAGCAAUUGUUGAGUCAUCGACAUAUUCGGAUAAUGUUCGUUCGAAUUCAAUUGGAACCAAUACAAAUCUUGGAGGAAUAUCUCAAAAUGGUCAAACACAUUCAUUAUCAAAUCGAGGUACAAUGCCAUCACCACCUAUUCGUCAAAGUACUGGCAAAGGUUUGAAAUCAUCUGAAUCAUUACGUCCAUUCAAUUUAAAUCAAAAACGUUCAUCAAGAGGAUUUAGUCAACAAUCACCAUUACGUCCAUAUGAUGAACAAGAUUAUUCUUAUGGUGGUUAUCAACGACGUACUCGUCAACAAGAUUAUUAUAAUGAUCGUCGAAAUAAUAAUAAUGAAUGGUCACGUCAAUCACAACGUUUUUCAAGACCAUUACAAAGUUAUAAUGAUAAUCGAUUUUAUUCAACGAGACGUCAACAACCAACAGGAAGAUUUAAUUAUCGCCAACGACGUAAUUCAACUGGUGGUAUCCCUAAUAAUCAACAACAACAACAAACACGAAAUAAUCGUCAACAACGUGAACGUAGUAAUGUUAAUACUCGAUCAACAUUAAAAUUUAUUGGUGAUUUUGAUUUUGAAAAAUCUAAUGCUGAAUUUGAUAAAAAUGCAAUUGAAGAUGAAAUUAAAAAAAGUUUAUCAAUUAAAAUAAAUGAUAAAAAUGAAAUAACAAAUGAUUCACCAAAAAUUGAACAAGAAAAAGAUAAAGAUAAUCAACAAAUAAUUUCAUCAUUAACAACAAAAUUAGAACAACAAGAUAUUAAUUCUGAUGGUUAUUAUGAUAAACAAAAAAGUUUCUUUGAUCGUAUUUCAUGUGAAGCUACAGAAAAAGAAAAAACAAAUGCUCGUCGUAAUCGAAAUGAAGAACGUCGUGUUAAUGCUGAAACAUUUGGUUUACAAUGUCGUUCAAUACCAUCAAGUGGAAAUCAACGUUUUGGUUAUCGACGAAAUAAUAAUGGUCGUUAUCAACGUACAACAAAUGGAAAUUAUGGUAAUCGUAAUGCUAUGUACUAUGGAAAUGUAAACAAUCGAGUGCGAGUCUAUUAA